AUGGAAGUUGUACAGCCGGACCAAGACCCAGUUGCCGAACCAGGAGCGGAUGGAGAACUUGACCUGGCGCAUGAUGGCCGUCAGUCUGCGGAAGGAGAAGGAGAGAGAGCAGGCGCAGGCCAGCAGAGCGAGGAAGCCCAACGACCGCAGGAGACCUAUUCUGCCGGUGAGCCUAUGAACGUCGACCCGUUCGUGGCUCCGUCUUCCUCCAUCAGCUCGCCUUCGGGUUUCUCGCCCUCGAUGAGUGAAGGCCCCUCGUCCCAGCAUGCUGUGGCGUCGGCAAUUCCUAUCAGGAGCACAAAGGACGAGCAAGAGGACUCGCCCAUGGGCAUCAUCAUGCCCGCCUCGCUGCCUCAUCACCCGCAUGUCGGCACCCAGACCAGCGAGUUUGGCUACGUCCAGCGUAGGGUCAGGAAGACUAGCGUUGACGAACGGAUUGCCCGAAAACGACCGGCAGAGUCAUCACCACAUGUUCCUCCGGUACAUGGACUAAUCAUCUCUCACGACCCGGACCCUGAUACGGGCAUGACUGACUUCACUCUUGACCACCACCACGGCCACGGCCAAAGUCAUGGCCAUGGUCACGGUCACGGUCAUGGUCAUAGCCACGGCCAUGGGCAUAGUCACAGUUUUUCCCUCGGAAGCCAUCCACCUCAUUCUGCUCCAUUGAACCUGGAUACCUUCCAUGUUGACGACAUUACCAACACCCUGGACCAUCCGUCUUUUAGCACCAGCUUCCAGCUCUCCCCCACAGAAUUGUCUCAUAUGCAGAGUGGAGCGUUCUCCAAUCUGUACUCGCAUACCCCACUAGGCUCUUCAAUAAACUCCACCGAUUUCUUCCCGUCAACAGCCUCAGGCUAUCACUCCGCCGUCUCAACUCCUCAGCAGGGCUUCGAAAAGGACCAUUCUACCUCUUUCCAGCAUCCAGUAGGCUCAUUCCACUCACAUUCGCUCUCCAACCUUUCGGCACCUGCGACAUCCCGGUACAUGUACCACAAUUCCGGCAAUGACCACUCGUUCAACAUGGCUGGGAGUAGCGGAGCGUCUUCGGUAGUCAACUCGUCAGGAUUCGGUAUGCAGCAGCAGCAAGGGCAACAGCAACAAUAUACACCGUCUACCUGCCAGUCCAUGGCUGAUCCUUCUCGACCAUCGACGAGCCUCUCCUCUGCCAAGGGACAUGUAUUCAGCUUUGGCGGGGACUCAGAUAACGAGGAUGAUGCUGGAAAUGCUUUCCUUGACCGUAACAUGGACCUCUCGGCGGACUUCAGCAUGCUCGACGAUGCUGCAAUGAACUUUGGCUCCGGCAUGCAAUGGGACGGGAGCUAUACUGGCUCCAUUAAUUCCAUGCCGUCUGCCCAUAGCCAGCCGUCCAAGCCGCUAGCAAUAGGUGCAGCAGAUCUAGACGAGAGAAGCACUGACUGGACUCAGCUUGGAAGUCUAAACCGAACACACGGGUCAGCCGCGUCUGUAACCGAACUGCGUAACCGCGAUCCAGAUCCGAGAAGACAGAAGAUUCCUCGCACGAUAUCCACACCAAACGCUACCCAGCUCCUUCGACAAGGCGCCGCCGACAAUAUCAAUACCACCAACAGCACUAACAGCACCAACAAUAAUAGCAACACUAGCAACGCUGGCAAUGGUUUCAAAUCCCCGCACUCUCCCAGCUCCGGCCCUAACAGCAACACCCCCUCCCGGCCUGCAAGUCCUGGCCCUGGUGGCACGAAGAACGCCGAACCCGCUGGUACUACAACGUCGUGCUCCAAUUGUUUCACGCAAACUACUCCCCUCUGGCGUCGUAAUGCUGAAGGCCAAUUCCUAUGUAACGCUUGUGGUCUGUUCCUCAAACUUCACGGUGUCGUACGACCCCUCGCUCUCAAAACGGAUGUCAUCAAGAAACGCAAUCGUGGUGGAGGAAGCAACGUCGUUACUGGCUCUGGAGCCAGAGCGGGCAAGAAGACUUCCCGUAAAAACUCCACCAAUCAGACUUCUGUCGCUUCGGCCCCUAUCCCAACCAGGCCAUCGGCUUUGUCCCAGCCCCCAACACCUAUCUCUAGCACGCCUACCAGCACUGGAACCACGCCUACAUCUAGCUCUUCGUCUUCAAGAACUACCGUGCCCCAUCGCCGCGGCUCCCUCCAAGACAGGCCCUCCCUAUCGCUUCGCCAAGCAGCAGCGUCAAUGUUAUCCCUACCACAGCCUCAGGUACGCCAUCCAGACUCAUCCCGGGUCGACCACGCUGCCUCGAUAAAAGUUCAGUCUCAGGCAUGCAGACAAAGAGUGACCCAGGCACCACACCAACAGCCUCGUCAACCCCCUGCAGCGUUCAACCCAGCUCACCACAGUCUGGCAGCAGGUGCAACGAGAACCAACAGCCAGGAAUGGGAAUGGUUGACGAUGAGCUUGUAG
Nannizzia gypsea CBS 118893 is the source of this 2406-nucleotide messenger RNA. Its product is annotated as nitrogen regulatory protein areA. Bases 1 to 2406 code for a protein of 801 amino acids. Gene Ontology annotation, biological process: positive regulation of transcription by RNA polymerase II; negative regulation of transcription by RNA polymerase II. The transcript has 4 exons. The record is from RefSeq and is a predicted model, not a curated record. Gene Ontology annotation, molecular function: RNA polymerase II cis-regulatory region sequence-specific DNA binding; zinc ion binding; DNA-binding transcription factor activity, RNA polymerase II-specific. NCBI's taxonomy places the organism in Eukaryota, Fungi, Ascomycota, Eurotiomycetes, Onygenales, Arthrodermataceae.